Messenger RNA from Capronia coronata CBS 617.96, 2061 nucleotides. RefSeq lists its product as uncharacterized. NCBI's taxonomy places the organism in Eukaryota, Fungi, Ascomycota, Eurotiomycetes, Chaetothyriales, Herpotrichiellaceae. The record is from RefSeq and is a predicted model, not a curated record. Bases 1 to 2061 code for a protein of 686 amino acids. The transcript has a single exon.
AUGCAUUCUUCACUUCUUUCCCCUGCCCUGUGGUUGGGCUUGACUUCUUUGCUCAGCGUGACCUCCGCUCAACAGAGCCUUUCCUCCUCUAUCGGCGAUGUGGGCACUUCUACCGAGGCCACCUCGACCGAUGCAGCUGUUUUUGGUGCGGCGAUCUGGGCUGAUUGGCUUCGAUCGCCCGGGUCGCGGGCCAGCAGCAAAAACUGGAGUACCAGUUCAGGAUAUAGCCGCUCAACCUCUGUCUCGGGAUCGUCUACGGUCGUUGUCAGCGGUGUCAGCACUUUCUCGUCGACUACUUCUAACAGCGCAACCUCUGCCGCGAGCGAUUCCACGGUGACAACUGAAAGCAGCGCCACGUCUUCGGUCGAACAAACUAGUUCAAUCGACACCACCUCUUCCGCAAGCGAAACCACCACAGCUGGAACUGGCGCCACAUCUUCACCUGAUGGGCCAAUCGCGACGACGUCGUCCUUGUCCUCCGGCAGCUCCUAUACCACAUCUGCCUCGUCUUCAGAGACCACCACCACGGCCGAGUAUACUUCGUCUACCACAUCUGUAGAAGUGAGCCCCGUUUCAGAGUCGACCUCAAGCACGACAAACACAAUUGCUGGUUCCAUCUCCUCCACAUCAUCCGCGGAGCCGAGUUCGACUUUUGAGUGGUCUUCAAGCACGACAGACACCACGACUGGACUCAUCACCAUAACUUCCGCUGAGCCGGGCCCGAUCUCUGACUUUACUUCAAGCACAACAGAAGCAUCGACCGGGUCGAGUGUUGCUAGUUCCACAGGGUCUCCCUCACCUGCGUGCCCCUAUUAUCCGGGCCAGACACUUCCGAGUGAGACCGAGUCUUGCGCCAGAUACACUUACGUGUGCGGCCGCACCUACAGUGAUGACAGUUUCCGAGGCAAUCCACUUACCAGAGGCAACCCAGAGCUAUGUGCUCGUCGCUGCGACACUCUGAACCAGAACCAGGGCGCGGGCACCUGUCUCGGUAUUGUCUAUGACCCUAUUUCCACUGUUGACAAUUGCAGAGUCCUCCGCAGCACUCAAGGUCAGAUGGAUAACACACAAUAUGUGGCCCUGCUCAUAUCCCGUGAUCCAAAUUGUGGCAGAGUUGUCAACGAUACCUCCAGCACAACCUCAGAUGCUACGACUGUCUCCACUACCUCAAUGGAGUCUAUGACAACCGAAUCUUCAAGUUCGUCUGACACUGUGGCCCCUGUCACGACGUCCUCGAGCACAUACAGCGGCUUGCAAGACACAAAUGACACAUCGACGACCGCUUCGUCGAUGACGACAAGUUCGGACUUCAACACAUCCAGUCGCAGCCGGUCGCAUUCUUAUAGCCAUUACCGUGGCAGCCGUACCUGGAGUGCCUGGCCAUCUUGGUCCACCACAAGCGGCAAUGCGACGGUGGGCCCUACGUCGACCGUUGCAAACGUGACUACCACAGCCACUACCACGGAGACGACUAGUAUCAGCAACGGCACCUCCACUAGUAUAAUGUCUACUUCCUAUACUAGUGCAAUCACCAACACCUUCACGAGCAGUACCAUGGGCAGCAGCACUACCUUGAGCGCCAUGUUCAACAACAACACCACCAGCUAUAACCCCUCCUCGACGACUUCCUCCAACCUGACCUUCACCACCACGUCCAUGAACUCGUCGAGCACCGGCUUCGUGUCUCCAGUCACCACAAGCAGCUUUUACGCCAAUUCGACAUCCGCCUCUGCUUCCACCUCGAGCUUCAGCUCCGCACCUCAAACAGCUAACGCUACGACAAUAGCAACGACGACGACUAGCAGCAGCUGCCCAGCCACCGGAACCACCGUCUCAAUAACCGUGACCGGUUCGUGCAACAUAGCAAGUGUGACCUCUACCACCACUAUUGCCUCAACGAUCACAAACACUUCCACCCGGACAAGGACCACCAGGACGGUGACCACUACGACAAGCACAAGGACUAGAUAUACCACAACCACUGAGACCGACACCGUUACUGCCACCGUCACUGCGACUGAGUGGGCUGGCGGAUCACGAUGUGGACGCAUCCACUGGUGA